Molecule: messenger RNA, 7043 nt
Organism: Mytilus californianus (California mussel)
Lineage: Eukaryota; Metazoa; Mollusca; Bivalvia; Mytilida; Mytilidae
Product: kinesin-like protein KIFC3
Exons: 20
Coding region: 354-3260 (968 amino acids)
Biological process (GO): microtubule-based movement
Molecular function (GO): ATP binding; microtubule binding; microtubule motor activity
Source: RefSeq, a predicted model, not a curated record
UCAUUUAAAUCUCAAUGCAUGGAUAAUUCAAUAUUUGUGAUAUGGCACAAAAAAUGUGAGAUUUUAUUGGUAUUUAUAUGAACUUUUGCUGGACAUUAUAGGUUUCAGAAAGAUCAACACAGAUUCUAUUAGGAAUAAUGUGGAAUGAUUAGACAAAAUUGUUUGAGUGCAUAUGACAAGGAUUUACAAAUUCACAAGAAAACGUAGACUGUAGAAACAACAGGGAUAUGCAUUGAGAAGAUUAAGGUAGAAAGAGAUUAAGAUCCAGUAAGGAUUAACUUGUGGCUUUCAGGAUUAACUCGUGAGUUUUUUGGAUCAUUAUUUACCAUUUGAAAAAAGAAGCAGUUUUCAAGAUGAAUAAAACACCAAAGAUUAAGAGACAAGAGCCUGUGUUUAAGACUCCCAUGACUUACAGUCCUAGGAUUGUUGGUAACAAGCCAGUUCCUUCACCAUCAAGGGCAGAGAUAUGGAAGCAACAGUUAGGAUUUGAUGUUGACCCAGAAGAAGGGGAGACAACAGAUUCAGAAUCAGAAGAUGAAACACGAAAUAAAGAGAAUGAAAACUUCUCUGUUGUGGAAUAUCAUGCACUGCAGAGAGAAUUGGACGAAAGGAAUACACAGAGAGAUGAACUGUUGUUUAAAAUAAAGACUCUGACAGAUAAGAACAAGCAUUAUAAAUCUCGUCUGGAGAAGGAGGAGAUAACAAAACGACAACAGAUGAAGAUCCUGUGUAAAAGUCAGGAAACACAACUCCAAGAGAAAGAUAACCUCAUCGGUAAUCUACAAAGUAUUAUCGAGGAACAUGAGGAACAACUCAUUGACAUGGAACAGAAAAUUAAUGGUAAUAUGAAUAGCGUUCCUCCAGGCAGUUAUAAACAACCUUCAUCUGUUAAACUUAUAGAAGACAUCAAGAGACUACAGAUAGAGAAAACAUCACUCACAAAUAAACUUGAAACACUUACAUCAGAAAUGGAAAAUCAUUCUUGUACCUCUAAGGGAGAUAACUCUAGUGACGUUAGUGACUUGCAACAAGUUAUAGAAAGACUGGAAGAUAAAAAUCAUAAAUUAGACCAGGAAUUACAGUUAUAUAAAAGUCAUGAAAAUGAUAAUACAGGGCCGUGUCAUACGGACACAGAAAAACAAGUGGAUAAAUUACAGACUGAAAAUGAUAAGUUACACGAAGAAAUAGAGGACUUAAAACGGACAAACAGUCGGACAUCAGAUCUGUUCAAACUGAGUACUCAGGAACAACAACAAUUGCAGGAUGAUCUAGUCAAACUAAACUCAGAAAUCAAAAUAUUUGAUGAAAAGAUAACAAAAAAGAAUGGUGAAUUACAUAAAUUACAGGCAAGACACAGGGAGGAAGUCAGUGAUUUGAAAAAUCAAAAUCAAGAGUUGUCACAGAAAGUUAGGAAUCAUCAGGCUGAGAUAAUGUCACUGCAGGCAAAAAGUCCAGAAGUAGUGACUAAAAUAAAGAAGGUAGAAGUACAGAUAGAAUCAGAACAGUUGAAAAGUUCUUACCUCUCUUGUCAACAAGACAAAGAUGUCUUACAGUCCAGACUGACCAGUGUCCAGUUAGAGAUUGAAGAGUGUAAACAAAAAUUGACAUUGUCUCAUAACAAUAAUACUCAAUUACUUGAACAGGUACAACAUUGGCAGAAUCAGUAUUCAAAUCUAGAGUCAGAAUCAGAAGUAGCUCUUCAGGCAGCAGCAGAGGACAAGGAGAAGACAGUAGCAGACGUUAGAGAAGCCAUGAAAUCAUCCAUGCAUAACCUACAGAACCAGUAUGAUGUUAUGUGUCAAAAAGUCGGUGUAUUAGGGUCAUUGUAUUCUGAUCUGACUGAGUCAUAUAUACUGAUAGAAAAACAGGCUAAACAGUUUCCUAAAAUCAUAAAGAAAACUGUCACUGAUGUAACAAAACAGACAACUAAAGCAAUUGGUGAAAUAAAUGAAUACAACAAAGAAUUGGUGAAGAAAUAUCAUAGAGAGAUGUAUUUAAGGAAGAAAUACCAUAAUGAACUUGUAGAACUAAAAGGUAAUAUUAGAGUGUUCUGUAGAGUAAGGCCAAAAAUCAGGGAGGAUGGUAGUGGUACUAUGGCAAAUGAUGUUAUAGAUUAUGAUAGAGAUGAUGAUGGAUUGUUAUAUGUGGCCAACAAAGCCCGGACUCAGACAUUUGAAGUAGAUAAAGUCUUCACACAGACAAGCACACAGGAAGAGGUCUUUGAUGAAGUAAAGGCUCUAGUAACAUCCUGCAUUGAUGGUUACAAUGUGUGUAUCUUUGCCUAUGGUCAGACAGGUUCAGGGAAAACAUUUACUAUGGAGGGACCACAAAGUGAUCCAGGUAUAAAUCAACGAGCAUUGAAAGAAUUAUUCAGUGAAACGUCAACCAGGGGAGGCGACUGGCAGUUUACAGUUACUGUCAGUGCUAUAGAAAUCUAUAAUGAAAUGAUCAGGGAUCUGUUAAGCGAUGAUCCGUCCUAUAAGAUGGAAGUGAAGAUGAACCCAGACGGGGGUGGCCUAUAUGUACCUGGUCUGUCGUUUGUUGAAGUCAGUACUGUAGCAGAUGUUAAUGAGGUAUUUUCAAUUGGUCAGAAGAACAGAGCAACAGCAACAACAAACAUGAAUGAACAUUCGUCCAGAUCACAUGCAUUACUAUGUGUAACUGUUACAGGGGUCAAUAGGACAACAAACACUAAAACUAGCGGUAAACUGAACCUGGUAGAUUUAGCAGGAUCAGAGAGAGUGAGUAAAUCAGGAGCUGAUGGUACUCGACUGAAGGAAGCUCAGAAUAUCAAUAAAUCUCUGUCUUCCCUUGGAGAUGUUAUACAUGCCUUGAGGUCUAAACAGAAUUUUGUACCCUACAGAAACUCUAAGCUCACAUAUCUGUUACAAGAUAGUUUAGGUGGUGAUAGCAAGACUUUAAUGAUAGUACAGGUAGCUCCUGUCGAGAAAAAUGUGGCAGAAACUAUCUGUAGUUUGAACUUUGCUCAACGUGUCAGAAGUGUGGAAUUAGGUCAAGCUAGUAAGAAGGUGGAAUCUGGAGACAUAGAGAUGGAUACGGGAACCAGUACACCCAGUAAACCAUCAACUCCAUUGAAACAGAACAUUGGCGGUUCAUCCUAUACACCCAUAAAACAGACCAGCGGUACGCCAACACUUCGAAAUUAUACUGGUACCCCUAUAGGAAGUACCACACCUAACCAGCCAACACCAAAUAAAGGGGGUACACCAGUUGCCUCUAAAUAUCCUAGAAGAAAGUGAUCAAUUUAUAGAAACAUAAUCUGCAAUGAAAAGAUAAUCUCAGUUAAAUUCCGAGGUGGAAAUUAAGCUACUAAUAUUGUGUUCAAUUUAGAUGUAUACAUUUGUUUUGUUUUCAUUUUUUAUAUAAUGUUAUUUUUUAUCUCAUAAGCUUGGUUUAAAUAUGACAAAUUUUAUAUGACAGUUAAAUCAUUCCCUUAAGGUGGUACAUAACACUAUAGGGAGAUAACUCUGUAAAAAUCAGCUGAACGUUUUAAUCACAUUCUAUUGUUAAGGAAAUAUUAAGCUUCUCAAUGAUCAAAAUUAGUGUUUGUCAAACUGCUAUAUAUCCAAUGAAAUUUUUCCGAUAAAAUGUUUGGUUCAAGUUUUUUGAAUUUUUUAUAUUUUUGUCAAAGGGUCGAAGUAAAUAUUUUGUCAAAAUUUUAUGAAAAUUAAACGAACCAAAUUAAUUUUAGUCAAGGUGUUUGGUACCACCUUAAGAUGUUCACAUGUUUCAUAUAUGAUACUUAUAUAGUGUAUAGUAGGUAAAGUUAUGUGAAAGAAAGUACGUAUAAAGUUGACAAUGAUUUAGAUAAUGAAAUCCUGAUUUUAAGAGGAAAAUUUGCCAUUUUUCCCAUAAUUCAAUAUCAUUUCAUAUUUUACACUAUCACAUAAUUCCUUCAGAAGUUUUAAGUUUUGUAAUUGCCUUAUUUUCUUUAUUUUCAUGUUAACAAAAAUAUGUUGAGUAUAGAUAUGUACAAAAAGAUAUGUAUAUAUUGAAGUAGAAAGUAAUCAUGUGCUUAGUGCUUUAUGAAUAUGUGCCUUGUAUUGAAAAAAUAGUGAUAUGACAAAUGUAUAAAGAUUUUAAUUACGAAAUGACUUUGUUAAGAAUAAUGUGAUGUCUUUGACAUUGUAAUGAAUCUUGUGGUGUGUAUAGAGUUAGAAUUUAGGGGCCUUUGUUUUCCGUUGCGUGGACCUUACAUUUAUCAUUUAAAAGUUCACACAUAUUUUACUUGCCAACUUUAAAAAAUUAAGGAGGGAAAUUCACAAAUUCUUUUUCCCCCGCUGGUCUUGAGUGUAAAAUAAAUGUCUUUUUAAAAAUUUAUUAUUUCAAAGUAAUGUAAUGGUUUUAAGUUGUAGAUAACGUUUACGGUUUUCAAUUAUAUUUGAAACUUUGUGUAUAGCUAUGUUGCUUGUUGCAAAUAUUUGCCAUAAAACCCUAGUCGGAGAAAAUGGGUCUAGUCAACAUCAAGAAUUGUUAUGUAUGAUGUAGUUACAGGUAGAACUUAGAUAACAUUUUAGAUUAGUAUUGGUUGAAGUUGUUUUUUGCAUACUUUUUUAUUGGUUUUAUUUUUAUGCCCCCGCCGUAGCGGAGGGGGCAUUAAGUUUUACCCUUGUCCGUCUGUACGUACGUCCGUCCGUACGUCCCGAAAUUGGUUUCCGUUCUCUAACUUCAGUUUGCCUCAACCAAAUGUUAUGAAACUUAUACACAAUGCUUAUUACCACAAAACACAGAUCAAGUUUGAAUUUUGGUGGCGUCACUUUAACCGAUCUAGAGUUAUGCCCCUUUAUAAAAGGAAAUAUUGCAAAAUUUUUAGUUUCCGUUCUCUAACUUAAGUUUGCCUCAACCAAAUGUUAUGAAACUUAUACACAAUGCUUAUUACCACAAAACACAGAUCAAGUUUGAAUUUUGGUGGUGUCACUUUAACCGAUCUAGAGUUAUGCCCCUUUAUAAAAGGAAAAAUUGCAAAAUUUUUAUUUUCUUCUAAAUAUCAAGUUUAUAUAAUAUAUUUUUAAAAUUGGAGUUAUCUUCCUUUGACCAUGAUUAUAGUUGAAUCAACUACAAUCAUUGCUUUAUACAAUGCAAUGUUUAAUUUUGACUUCCACUGAUAAAACACAGAUCAAGUUGAAUUUGGGUAGUGUCACUUUAAUCAUUAUUGAGUUAUGCCCCUUUAUAAAUAGAAAGAUUGCAAAAUUUUUUAGUUUCCAUUCUGUAACUGAAGUUUUCCCCAGCCAAACAUUAUGAAACCUAUACACAAUAUUCAUUACCACAAAACUCAGUAAGGAUCAAGUACAAUUUUUUUGUUUCAGUUCUCUAACUUGAGUUUGCCUCAACCAAAUGUUAUGAAACUUAUACACAAUGCUCAUUACUACAUAAUACAGAUUAAGUACGAAAUUAGGUGGCAACACUUUUACCAUUCUAGAGUUAUGUCCCUUUAUAAACAUAAAAAUUGCUGAAUUUUUUAGUUUGUCUCAACCAAAUGUUGUAAAACUUAUACACAACCGUUCUAGAGUUAUGAGUGUUUACAAAUAGAAAAAUUGCUGAAAUUUUAGUUUCUGUUCUCUACUUAAGUUAGCCUCAACCAAAUAUUAUGAGACUUACACACAAUGCUUAUUACCACAAAACUCAGAUCAAGUUCAAAUUUGGGUAGCGUCACUUUUACCGUUCUUCAGUUAUGUCCCUUUAUAACUAUAUGAUAUGCAAGCGGGGGCAUCAUCUGUGUCCACAUGUGGACACUAUCCACAUUUAUUGUUUAAUAUGUCAAGUUAGACACCUACAGGUUAACUUAAAAGAACAUGACCCUUAAUUUGUUAUUUUUUACUUUUUUGAAUGUCAGCAAUGGAAUUAGAUUUUUUUUAAAUGAUGUUACUUGUAAGGGAAAGAAGAACAUUCCUGCAUUUAACUCUUUAAAAACCAGCUGAACGAUUUAAUCACAUACUAUUAGUAAAGAGAAAUCAAGCUUCUCAAUGAUCAAAAUUAGUGUUUGUCAAACUGCUAUAUAUAUCCAAUAAAAUUAUUCCUGUAAUUUGUGUGAUUCAAAUUUCUUGAAAUUUUUUGAAUUUUUGUCAACAGGUUAAAAAUAAAUAUUUUGUCAAAACUAUAUGAAAAUUAAACGAGCCAAAUUUAUUUUAGUCAGAUAGAUGGGUACCCCGUAAAAACAAAUUAUUGUAAUUCUUUCUUUUCUCUUUUUUCUAAAUCAAGAAUAACUUGACCUUUAUAACAAUGUUCUCAACCAACUGACUUUCUCUCACUUGACCAUUAAAAAAUAUGUAAAUUGGUUUCCAAAUGCAAAGGAUUUCCUUAACUAGUUAAAUUUCUUUUUUUUUCAUGAUUAUUUUGUGUGUGUCGAUUUGAUUACAAAAGAACAUUUAAAAAUAAAGCAAUGCUGUACUAUAGAGAACUCUCAUCAACUUUAACUUUCCUUGUUUUCAAUUAAAAACAUUUAAAUGAACAGAAAGAUAACUCUUGAAAUAAAAAAUAAUUCAUAAAUUAAGAAUUUACCUACAAAAUGAUCCAUAAUCAUAUAAUAAUAUGUGGAUAGUCAUUUUAGUUGUAUAUCACUGGAACAUUUAUUUCAAUAUGUCAUCCCAUAAAUCAGUUGAAAAUGAAGUAUAUUCAAUGAACUAUGAAAUCCAUAGAAAUGAUGAUCUUUUUAUAACAUAGAAUUUAAUUGCUUUAAAUGUUGAUCUUUUGUUUGAAGUCUGAAUGUUAAGUAGCCACUCACUCAGUCUUUGCUCUAUAUCUGUAGGGUAAGACAUGGAUGAUUUCUGUGACCAACUUUCAGCUCUGAUCAGACUCAAUGUUACUGUGCAUAAGCAAAUAAUGUUAAUAAUGUAUAUUUUUUGGGAUAGUACAAUAUAUUGGUGAUAAACAAUGUAUGUUAAAUUAAAUUAUCAACUUAUGAUAAAUUUUGCAUGAAUUCUUAAAAAAAAAUUCAAGAUAUUAAUGGCAAAUUUCCUGCUAUGUCAGAAAUUGAUGCUAGCCCACGAUGCAUUAUUACUCCAAUAAACAUACAAAAAAUGUUA